Messenger RNA from Poecilia latipinna (sailfin molly), 1181 nucleotides. RefSeq lists its product as uncharacterized. The coding region runs from base 269 to 931 and encodes 220 amino acids. The record is from RefSeq and is a predicted model, not a curated record. NCBI's taxonomy places the organism in Eukaryota, Metazoa, Chordata, Actinopteri, Cyprinodontiformes, Poeciliidae. The transcript is spliced from 9 exons.
CUGAAGAGGAACGUAAACCAUUUGUGUUGAAAUAUGUGAACUAUGCUAAUGCACCGAAUCAGUUUUUUUUUUUUUUUUUCAUGGUUAUGCAGGUGAACAAGUUUUGUACUAAUUACCGUUAAGUUUAUGUUGGUCAUUGGGUGAGGCUUGCUGCUAUAAAUAAGCACAGUUCCCUACAUCCACCCAUCUCAUUGAGCAAAGAGGACCUCUUGCUUAGUCUCGUUUGGUUGUGAAAGCAUCUAUUAACUGACACCCAUUCUCUGCAAAUAUGGUCAAGAAAUCAGUUCUUACCGCCCUGGCACUCUUGCUGUUUGGUUUUGUAGGACUUAGUCAACAAAAACCAGAAUGCAAGAAUUCCUUCUCUGCCCAGGGCUGGACAGAGUGGUUUGACAGAGACACCCCUUCUGUUAUUGGAGACAAGGAGACUCUUUCCUCUCUUCGUAGGGAGAAUCCUGGGAAGAUCUGCCCCAACCCUACCAAUAUUGAAGCUGUGACUCUGUCUGGCCAUAGUGUUGAGGAAACGGGUGAAACAAUUUUUAAAUAUGACACAAAAACCGGAUUUAUCUGCAGAAACAGAGAUCAGCGUGACUGGAAGUGCCAAGACUAUAAAGUUCGCUUCAGCUGUUCAGUUGAUAUCUGUCAAAAUGUGUGUUGGACCAAGUGGUACAACCGAGACCGUCCCACUGGAUCCGGUGACUGGGAGCAUCUGAGUGCCCUGAGAAAAGAAAACCCUGGUGGAGACCUUUGUGCUGAUCUUGUCUAUGUUGAGGCUGUUACUGUUGAAGAUAAGACUCCAGCUCUCAAGACUGGCCAAAAAUUCCAUGUGUACAGUCCUGGAAAAGGAUUUGUCUGCCGCAAUGAGGACCAGAGUUUUGGCAAGUGCAGUGACUACAAAGUCCGCUUUGGAUACUAUUGUACCUCUGCUUCCUGAGUUUACUCCUGCAAAUGACUUGAAGCUAUUUUGUUUCAUUUUCUUUUCCUUUCCUUUAGUUUACAAUGACACAGAGACACAAAUGCAGUAUCUGUUUUGCAGGCGCUUCCUGUUUGUCUUUGUUAUCUUAUCUACCUGAGUCACUGUGAGAAGGGGAAUUAUGGGCUAUAUCUGUCUUCAACAAAUUUAUACAAUGGUUUUUUCUUUUACCUGUGGGGAACGAAUAAAAAACAAUAAAUAAUUCAAAGCA